CAACAACUCUUCGGAGACGUGAAGUAAACAUCGAGGGAAUUGGUGUAAAACCGUUCCAGCUGAGUUGCUGAUAAUAAAAACUGAAGAAUGGCGGUCGCUGCGAAGGCAUCUGUUAUGACUCUAAGCCCAGUGCGGGAGCAAUUGAGGCGAUGGGCAUUUAAGCUGUCAGGAUAUAACAGAUACGGUCUGUACCUGCACGACCUGUACCAAGAGACGCCUGACGUGUCCGAGGCCAUCCGGCGGCUGCCCGCAGAGAAGCAAGAUGAGCGGCUGUGGAGGCUGCAGCGCGCCAUACAACUCGACCUCACCAAGCGGGUCUUGCCCAAGGAGGAGUGGCACACGUAUGAGGAGGAAAUAAGCAAGGGUCGCUACCUUACCGAACUGCUGAAGCAGGUCGAGUUUGAGAGGAAGGAGAAAGAAGAAUGGGAAAGCAAGUAAAACUCCCGAGAAAGUUAUAAAAUUGUUCUAUUCUAGCUGUUUUCAUGGUUGCGUUACGGAGUAAUUGGAAUAUCCCUGCUGUCUCAUUCUUUGUCAAUUGAAUAACUUGCUUCUAUUGACGCAGCGUCACAGGUGAUAUGUAAAUAUUACAUUUAAUAUAAUUCUCAA
Hyalella azteca is the source of this 606-nucleotide messenger RNA. Its product is annotated as cytochrome b-c1 complex subunit 7. Bases 88 to 438 code for a protein of 116 amino acids. The transcript has 4 exons. Lineage: Eukaryota; Metazoa; Arthropoda; Malacostraca; Amphipoda; Hyalellidae. The record is from RefSeq and is a predicted model, not a curated record. Gene Ontology annotation, biological process: mitochondrial electron transport, ubiquinol to cytochrome c.